AUGGCACCUAUAGAAUCAGAUAGUCUUCUGCCAGCCAGUGCUGCCAACGUUAAAGAUAUAGAUUCAUACAUUGAUACUGUAAAUAAACUUAGCAACUGUAUUUCAAACGCUAUUAACGAGGGAAAAAAAAGCGUCACUGCCGUCAACAAAAAAAAAAAAUUAGUAGUAUUAGCAGCAGAGGAAAUACGUAGAUGUACCUCUACACUUGCCAUCUUGAAGUCAGUAGAAACGCCUGCUCUAGACGAAACAUUUAAAAGCGAAAUUGUAACAAGUGUUCGCAAAGAAAUAGAACAAUUAAAAACUGUAUUAGCACCUUCUGUUUUGCCCGUAAAAGCAACUUAUGCUAACGUUGUCGCAUCCAAAACAUAUAAGCCAUCGAUAAUAAUACAAUCGACAGAUCCCAACACUAAGCCACAAGAAGUACUAAAUAAGUGGAGGAAAAGUGUAUCCUUCAAGAAGGAAACUUACGCACCAGCUAAGGUACAAACGGGAUUUAACGGGAAAGUAAGAAUAGAAUUUGAUACCAAGUCACAGUGUCAAGAAACUAUAGCACGCAUCAAUAAAGUAGAAGGAUUGCAAGCAGAAGAAAGUAAAAGACGUCCACCAUUAGUUAUACUCAAGGGCAUAUCGAAAUACAUAGAAAAGAACGAGUUAAUUGAUAUAAUUGAACAUCAAAACUCUCUACCCAAAGGCAACAUUCGUCUCUGCUUUGCUACUUCAAAUAGAAACGAAAACCUAUACAACGCUGUUUUCGAAGUGAAACCGGAAUUAUACAAGAGUGUUAUUCUUAUUGGACGCAUUGCGAUUGACCACCAGCGAGUUCACAUAGAGCCGUAUUCCCGAUUCGUACAGUGCUAUAAGUGUUUACUGUUCGGCCACACGAAAAAUAAGUGCACUUCAGAAACCAACCGCUGUGCACACUGUGCUUCUGAAGAACAUAACAUCACUUCUUGUCCCUUUAAGGAAACAGAAAAUAAACGGAAGUGUUUCAAUUGUCACAACUUUAACAUUAAGAGCAAUAGCAAAGUCGAUACAAAUCAUAUAGCGACAAACGCUAAACUGUGCCUUCGAAUUAAAACUCUUAAAAAUAAAAUUGACGAACAGACUGAUUAUGGACAAUAG
Molecule: messenger RNA, 1122 nt
Organism: Parnassius apollo (apollo)
Lineage: Eukaryota; Metazoa; Arthropoda; Insecta; Lepidoptera; Papilionidae
Source: the annotation of a GenBank genome assembly